Messenger RNA from Cuscuta europaea, 2324 nucleotides. The record is from the annotation of a GenBank genome assembly. Lineage: Eukaryota; Viridiplantae; Streptophyta; Magnoliopsida; Solanales; Convolvulaceae.
UCAAACGUUUGUAACUGCUCAAAUUCGUCAAACAAAAACCCGUUGUUAGAAAGAAGACGAAGUAAUGCGAGGCGAGAGGCAAACAAGAAAUGCAAAUGCCCUGAACGAGAUUAUUUGGGGCAUCCGACAAGAGCAAGAACUUCGGAGCCCGUCGAUCGGGUCGUUUUAGGGGUCGGGCAAUUUUGGAUCCGCAAAAAUGAUUGGUUGGUGCAAUCAGUUGCGGGGCGCUUUUGGUGCUUCUUUUCUCUGGCUCGUUUGCUUGAUUUACUUCACCCAGGGUUUUAGAUCUUUUGUAUGGACUGCAGUUUCGUAUCAACUGAAAGAUGGGUUGAAAUUAUCGCCUUCAGCUUCCCAGUUUGUCUCUUCAGUGGCAUUCUUUCCAUGGAGUGUGAAACCUCUUUACGGAAUUGUAUCUGAUUGUAUCCCCAUCAAAGGAAGAAAAAGAAUUCCGUAUCUCAUACUGGCCACUUUGCUAUCACUCCUUCCAUGGCUUGUUUUAGGAACCAGUGGAACUCUUAGGACCAAAAAGGUGCAGCUAAUGAUUUUUCUAACAGUGCAAAAUCUGGGCUCGGCCAUGGCUGAUGUGGUAAUUGAUGCCAUGAUAGCCGAGGCUGCAAGAUUAGAACGGGCUUUAUUUGCGGGUGAUCUUCAAUCGAUGUCUUGGAUGGCAAUGGCUUUGGGAGGAAUCUGUGGGAGUUUGCUAGGUGGUUAUGCAUUAAACAAUCUUAGGAUGGAUGAAAUUUUUCUUAUCUUUUCGGUUUUACCAGCAAUGCAGCUUGUUUCUUGUCAUUUUGUGGAGGAGGGCUCUACAGCUGCUAAAAGCUUCUCAAAGCUUUCCAUCUCAAACGGAACUCACCUGACAAAUGAAAACAUUGAUGAUAAUUAUAGUUUCUCCAAUGGGAAGUCUAAGGGUCGCGCAUCAAGGAGAAAAAGGAGCCAGAAAGAUACCGAAAAUAGAACAGUCCAAUCUGGUGACCUCGAAAUUCCUGAAAAGGAUGAACCAUCCUUACGCCUGUUUCAAUCCAUCAAAUCAGCAAGCUAUGCUCUGUUCAUGGCUUUCCGGCAGCCAAUCAUUCUGAGACCAAUGGCUUGGUUCUUUUUAGCGCAUGUAACUGUCCCAAACCUCUCGACAGUAAUGUUCUACUACCAGACAGAGGUUUUAAAGUUGGAAGCAUCCUUUUUAGGGACAGCACGUGUUCUUGGGUGGUUAGGCCUCAUGCUUGGAACCUUUGUUUACAACCAAUACUUGAAGAAAAUGAAAUUGCGAAGAAUUCUCAUGUGGGCUCAUAUUGGUUUGGCCAUUUUGAGUUCCCUAGAUAUAGUUUUGGUUACCCGAACCAAUGUAUCAUUAGGUGUAUCAGAUAAGAUAUUGGUGUUGUUUGGGUCUGCUCUUGCAGAUGGCAUAAAUCAAUUCAAGUUUAUGCCAUUUUUGAUCUUGUCAGGGCAGCUAUGCCCUCCAGGGAUUGAAGGGACUUUAUUUGCUCUUUUCAUGUCAAUUAACAACUUGGGCUCCACAGUGGGAUCUUUUGUUGGAGCCGGGCUUGCUUCUGCGCUUGACAUAUCUUCUUCAGGAUCUUUUGACAACCUCUCGAUUGGCAUUUUUGUUCAGGUCAUCUGCACAUUCGUUCCGGUUGCUUUUCUGUUUUUGAUCCCCAAGGAUGCUACGGGGGUAUCAGCUUAGUUCAUUCAUAAUCAUUAUUUGUGUUCAGGCUGUACUGCCCGUGGCCGCCUACGUCACUCUCACCUAUUUUCUUCAUUCAAACCACAGAAAAUAUUAGAUACUGGAAAUUCAUAACUCGAACUUCAUUAGAUUUAUACAGAGUGUGCAUUUUUCAUACGGAGAAAUGACUGCUAAUUUUACAGUGGAUCUACACAUCAAGGGAACUAUCCAUUUGAAACUUGUUGACUUUUCCAACAGACCAUCAAGAAUAAUUUGAAAUUCCUUAAAAGCAUUGGGGUAUUCAACUCAGACUCCUGUGAAGUAAAAAUGUGCUGAGGAAUUUAUAUUUGUCCAUUAAAAGAAGUAUUUGGAUUUCAUCAUGAUUGAUGAGGUAAGAGAAUCCCCGAGGAUAUAUAUUUGCUACUCCUAGUAAGGAUUCUUAUGCGCUCCUACAUUUCAGCAAUAGCUCGAAGGAGUAGAAGAGAGGAGAUUCAGGAGAAUAACUGUUCCUUUUGAAUAAUUAUGUUCUAAAACUCUGAACAAUUCAUCUAACUGCAACUCCGGACUCUCCCCAAUUCAAUGGCAUAGGUGAAUGCAAAAAAUCAAAACUCUUCAAGACAUGAUGAAUGUCAUAUUAUGAACUCGAUUUCAAUAACUCUAAAAU